Astyanax mexicanus (Mexican tetra) is the source of this 1275-nucleotide messenger RNA. Its product is annotated as F-box only protein 48. Gene Ontology annotation, cellular component: SCF ubiquitin ligase complex. The transcript is spliced from 3 exons. The record is from RefSeq and is a predicted model, not a curated record. Gene Ontology annotation, molecular function: protein binding. The coding region runs from base 130 to 579 and encodes 149 amino acids. NCBI's taxonomy places the organism in Eukaryota, Metazoa, Chordata, Actinopteri, Characiformes, Acestrorhamphidae. Gene Ontology annotation, biological process: SCF-dependent proteasomal ubiquitin-dependent protein catabolic process.
GCGUUGUAGUGACGCCAGCGCUGUAAAUAAACAGGAACGGGGCAUUUAAACGGUCAGCUGUCAGAAACCGGAGCGACGAGGAUUAAACCGGACGCUCUGCUGAACUGAAGACCUGGGUGAUGCUGAGAGAUGCAGCAGCAUGUCUGUAAAAGGAAGAGCGACGUCUGUGUUUUCAGUGAAGGAAGACCCGCCCUGAUCUCCCAGCAGGACUUCACAGAGACACUCCCGACGGAGAUGAGCGUGCGGAUCUUCAGCGAGCUGGACCUGAGGAGCCUGUGCAGCGCUUCGCUCACCUGCAAGCAGUGGAACGACAUCAUCGAGGGCAGCGACUACCUGUGGAGGAGCCACUGCCUGACCGUACUGGCCGUGUGUCGCAGGGACGUGGACGGGGACAGGCAGGACGGACUGACGUGGAAGGUUACUCUGGUGCAUAAUUAUCGGAAGGGCUGCGUGAAGAGAAGGUGGUUAAAGGGCCGGUACAGUAACAUCCGCAGUGCUGACGAUCUCCCACCCAACAGCAUGUGUCCCCUGGACGUGGAGACCUGGGGGGAGAUCCUGGAGGCGGAGCUGGAGCGAUAGACUCAAUAGACUGUUAGGGUGGAGCUAAAUCAACUGAAGUACUGUAUGUGCUCCUCCCUGAUGCACUGGAUCCUUCACUCUGUGGAAUAAUUACCACGAAUUACGUAUUUUAAGGACAUUUUUACGAGCUUUUUUGUAAUCAGUGUAAAACGAAGAUGGACGAAUGCGUCAUCAAAUUGGGGGCUGAUAUGAUUCAUGAUUUCAUUUCUUUUUUCUUUUUUUUAUUUAAAGAAGAAAGCAGCCUUUUUAAUUCAUUAAUGAGGAGUUUAUUACAUUGUAUGACAACACAGAAUGAAUCAUACACAAAAAAAAAGAAAAUCAUAUGUUAGCAUUUACGGUAUAAGGAAUGUACUUUGUUAUUUUGAUCAUUAUUGUUUGUCAUUGAAAAGUAUUAUAUUUUAAAUCUGCACUUAAUAAGAGACUCGAUAAGAGAAUGUGGUGUGCUGUUUAUAUAUAACAAGUGCUGGAACUUUAAUUAUUUUUCUUUAUUUGUGGAUAUUGUUUUUAAAGCUAAUAUAUGAUUUGUAUGUUAAAUUAUCUUCUUUAUUUCUUCUUCUGAAGUUGUUUUGUUUUUUAAUCACAUUUGCCUUUAAUAUUGACAGAUAAACUUCUAGUCAUUUUUUUAAAACAAAAUCAUGCAAAUAUUUGAGUGCCAUCAUCAUCAUCUUCAUUCAAAUAAACAAUAUUUAAAUGCUA